Menidia menidia (Atlantic silverside) is the source of this 974-nucleotide messenger RNA. NCBI's taxonomy places the organism in Eukaryota, Metazoa, Chordata, Actinopteri, Atheriniformes, Atherinopsidae. The record is from the annotation of a GenBank genome assembly.
UCACAAAUCAUGCUGACUCUCUGGCUGCAAAACAAAGCUUAAGACCCAAGAUGCAGGCUGAGAGGGACAUUUCUUCGACAACCAAAAAUAUUUACAACAUUUUAUUGUUUAUAUAUUUUGGUUUCUUCAAUUCAGGGGAAGUGACGGCGGUGAAUAUGACUAUCCCCAAUACUCUCAUCAAAGGAGCAGUUGGAGGGGAGGCUCUUCUUUCAGUUCGGUACAAUAGCUUCAGCCUUGAUCUCCCGGUCAUCAAGUGGCAGCUCAAGAGGGAAAAGUCCGUCACUGUUGUGCAGUCAAUUGGAACAGACAUCAUUGGGACCUUGAGGCCAGAGUAUCGCGAUCGCAUCUUGGUAUUUGAGAACGGUACUCUGCUACUCCACAACCUCAGACUCGCUGAUGACGGAGUUUAUGAUGUGGAGAUCUCCAUCACAGAUGAUACCUUCACGGGAGAGGGCAGCAUCACACUCACCGUGGAUGAGCUUAUAUCCAGGCCCUAUAUCGACAUGGAGUCUUCUUCAGUACUGGAACUCAGUGAAAACGUCAUAUUCAACUGCUCCCACGACAAUGGGACCAGGACAACAUACAGGUGGUUAAAAGGUGGAAAGCCCCUGACAAAUCGGACAAGGUUUGUGCUGUCACCUGACCAGAAGCUGCUGACCAUCACACGGGUAUUGAUGGCGGACGAUGAUGUCUACAGCUGCGUUGUGGAGAACCCUGUGGGGAAUAUGACAAGCCUGCCUAUCAGGCUGUCCGUGUACAGAAGAAGCUCCCUCUACAUCAUUCUUUCCACUGGUGGAAUCUUUCUUCUCAUCACAUUGGGGACAGUGUGCGCCUGCUGGACUCCGUCGAAAAAGUCAAGACAGCAAACCAGAAAGCAUCUGUCCAGGAGUCGUGACCACUCUCAUCACAUACCCAUCAAUUAUGAUGGAUCCCUCCAUGGACGACUCCUCCAGCAACAGUAUUGGAUCUCCUUC